GCCAAUGAGCUGAUCGCACCUGCAGCCACUCACAGCUUUUUAGGAGCAAUUAGGAGCUUCCAUUCACUGACUGCUGGGGCAGACAGGAGCCGGGAUCCACGGCAGUGUGCUGCAGGAGGCAUUCACACGAGUUUAAACGGGUUUAGUCGAACACUGUUAUGCAGCUGAAAAAUAACAACCCGAUGGAAAAACACAUGGACCUGGCCUCGCUGUUCUGCAUGAUCGGGCGCCACGGACCCGCCGUGGCCGUGGCUGUGAUUGCCAUGGUGUCGGUAGUGGCAGGGUUCAUUAUCUACCGGACCGUGAAGGGGAAGCGGAGAAAGGCCGAGGCUGGACCCGGAGCCGGAGACGUGAGCGGCGGCAGCGGGAGCAGCAGCAGCCAGGGAGCGACGAGAGACGCGGUGCAACCGGAGAAGGAGCCGAGUCCAGAGCGGGAGGCACGCAGCCGUGUGGAGUCAACAGAUGUGAUUGAGGAGGUUUCAAAUGCGAGGGAUGGAGCUGUAAUUCGAAGUCGGCAUAAACUGAAGAAUCGUCGUGCCACCGCUGAAGAAAGUCCUCAGUCUUCUAGUCCGCCAAUCGUAGUGGAACCAGAGAAACUCCAGAAUGCCUCGCGUGUGGAGGACACUUCCGGUGUUACUCAAACAGAUGUGGAGGAGACCAUUAAGAGCCUUCAAGAUGACAUUUGUGAAGUGAGGAAUUUGAAUGUGGAAGAUGAAGGGUACAAACAUAACCUUGUUGAAAUGCCAAAUGAUGCAGAGGGAAAUCAUAGUGACUCCUUGGAGCCUGUAAUGGUUUGUGAGAGUCUUGCAAAUGAAGAAAAGGUACAAAAAUCCCAGAAAGAGGAGGUGACUGUGGAAGAUGUGUCAACUGAAAUUCCCUGUAAGGAUGAAGAAAGUCUGUGUGCUUUAAAAAGUCCAAUCUGCCAUGAAGAAAAUGCUUCAUUGAGUUUAAAUGUAAACUAUAAACUAAAUCAGGCCACCUCAGAUUCAAUCAAGGCUGGGGGUUAUGUUGAAGAGCCUUCCGUACACAUGGAUGAGUCCCUCUCUACCAAAACUGAAGAUGAGAUUUCAGUACUUGAAAUCUCUAGCUUAAAUAAACCACACCCUGCCAGUGAGGACUCUCAAAAUGUGGCACUGCAGAAGCACAUCAAUAACCAAUAUAUGACUAUCAAAAGUCCAGCCUUUGAUUGUGCAGCUUCUGAACAGAGUCCAAAUAGUGACGUGACUGAAAACAAUCUUGUAGACUUGUCAGCUUACUGUGCUGUGCUACUGUCUAGCAAAGAACUGAAACAUGAACAAGAUUCUUCUACCUGCAGUAAGAAUGUUGAGGAUGUUGAGAUGGCUUCAUUUAGUGAACCACAGGAAACUGCUGUUGUGUUCAGUCCUGUCCUAUCAUGUUUGUCAGUUGAGCCAGAAAUUAUUAAUCACGAAUAUGAAGCCCUGCCACUAGUUGGUCUACAGCCAGAAGACAAAGUUAAAGAUGUUACUUCUGAAUUUUCUAAAGCAACAAUUGAUACCCUCUGUGGUCUUGCAUAUCCUCACGGUGAAGUUGAUGAAACUAUAACUGAUAUCCUGGUUUCUAAAGAAAAUGUGGAAAUUCUGUCUUCACCUGAUGCAGUUGUUAGUGAUGUCAGUUCUGCUGCAUCUGUGUCAAAAGAAAUGUCUUGUCCAGAUGAUUCUUCCUUCCAAGAUCAAGAAGGUGAACAAAUGCAAAAUGCAGAUCUUCUUGAGGUCUGUAAUGAUCCUGCCCCAGUCAUGGCUGAGACUGUGGAACCUCUUCCUGAUGAAGUCCAACCGUUUUAUGAAAAUCCAUGCAAUUUAAUUUGGUGCUCUUCUGAUGUUGGAGUAGAGAGCGGGAUUUCGAGCAUGGCCGUCAGUCCUGAUUUGCCUGAUGUUGAGAAUCCCUUAAUCUCUGAAAUCUUGUUGCCAGUGACAUUGGGUGUUCCUCUACAGUCAGAGGACCAGGCUGAACUUCAAACUGCAAUGGCUGAGUCAUAUGCUGUCAUCAAAGAACCAUCAGAUGCAAUACCUGAAUCUUCAAAUGAUUCACAACCCCACAUCAAGAACACUGAUGAAGCCAAUGAUGACUCUUGUACAGUCAGUGAGACGUGGAUUGAGAUUGAAAGUUUCAACACAACAGUUGGGAAACUUGCAAUAGAAGCAACCACUGAUUUCUGCUUGAAUAAAGACCUGGGAAAUAUGGGCACAAAGAUUGUCAUUGAAGGUAAGCGUGAGAUAGAAGGCAAGGAAGAGGACAAAACUACAGAAAUUAAUAUCAUGGAGGCAACUAUGGACAACAAUGAGUGGAUCACAGAUGGUACUGAUCAAGUCCUUCCUUGGAUAAAGCCUUCCAGUCCACAAAUCAAUCCAGUGUCUAUAGAAAAAUCUCAAGCUUCCUCUUCUGUAAAUGCUGCUUGCACAUAUGCAGAUGUUCCACCUGUCAAUGAGUGUGAAGAAGACAACACAGUUCCCCUUUCUGAUGAAGCCACAGAAACUAGCAAGAGGGUGCUGGCAGUUCAGCCUAUGCCCCAAAAUGUCAGUGUGACCUUCCAGAUCCACUAUCUCACGCACUCUCCAUACCAGAAGGUGGCUAUCACAGGAAACCAUUUUGAUUUGGGGAACUGGAAGGAUUUUGUUCCCCUAGAAAAGGUGAAAGAUGGGUUUUGGGCUACUGUGGUCAACCUUCCUGCAGAGAGUCAUGUGGAGUGGAAGUUUGUAAUAGUGGAGAGGGGAGAAGUGUGCCGCUGGGAGGAGUGUGGCAAUCGCUUCUUGGAUACAGGCAACAGAGAGACCCUCCUUGUGCACAAAUGCUGGGGUUUCUUGUAAAAGGUGUUAAGGCGAACACUGAGGCUAGAAGGGUCAAUGAGCGUAUGGACUGGACCAGGUAAAUGACUCAUUUACUCAUUGAUUUUUAACUUCUAUCAAGCAUUGAUUUUUGAGUAACAUUUCCUGAUAACUGGGCCAGAUCUGGUUGAAAGAAUUAUCUGGCUUGCUUGUAAACAUUAUUUCAAAGGUUAAGUUGGUGUAUUUUAGGGCUCAAUCAAUUACACUCACAAUAGUUUUUAAAACUUUCAACAUUUAUUUGAGUUGUCUUAGACUACACUUGUUCUACCAAUAGGGAUGAUUUUAUAGAUGUAUGAUCAAAUUUCCAUAAUCUUGACUCUAUAUACACUUUUUCUUGAGUUGUAUUUUUAUAAUGGUACAUUUUGGGUUUUUCUAUUGUACAUUUCAACCAGACUUGGCCCAUCAGUGUUGGAAGGAAUAUCUCUACACGCCCUACCAAUGGGAUGUCUUAGAAUUCUGUACAUUGCGAUUGGAGGGUUCUGUUUGAACUGGUAACAUGUACUACAAAGUCACUGCUGUGGCAAUAUCUACAAUUAUGCAAAUGGUUCUUUUUAAAAAAGUGUCUUGCAAGUGUUUAGCUUCAGUCUGUGUUCUACAUGCUGCUUCAAUACUUACUGUGAGAAAUGCACAUAGUUCACUUUUAUUACAGCAAUAAUCAAAGCAAUAAUUGUUCUAUAUGCUGUGACAAGUGUUAAAUCAGGUACAAUGUGUUUACCACUGAACUGUGGAGGUGCAACUACUGCUUUUAUUUAAUGGGAUCUUGUGCAUGUACAUGUAUCCCCCUGUUCUGUAGGUGUGCCUUUAAAAAGAAAAAUUGUCAUUACAACUUUAUUGAAUUGCUGUUAAUAUUUUUCCUUGUCUUAGAAUAUGUUGAAUGUAAUUAAACUUAAAUAAACUAAUCUUUUCAAAUGUG
This is a messenger RNA of Xiphophorus couchianus (Monterrey platyfish), 3756 nucleotides long. RefSeq names its product starch binding domain 1 (gene stbd1). Lineage: Eukaryota; Metazoa; Chordata; Actinopteri; Cyprinodontiformes; Poeciliidae. The transcript has 3 exons. Gene Ontology annotation, cellular component: membrane. Bases 159 to 2825 code for a protein of 888 amino acids. Gene Ontology annotation, molecular function: starch binding. The record is from RefSeq and is a predicted model, not a curated record.